AUGUCCUCCUCUAACCAGUCCAUGCGUGGCAAACUACACCUCCUGUUUGUCCGGCAUGGCGAAACCCAGGACAAUAUUGAUCGUCUAAUGCAAGGCCAUCGAGACACCAACCUGACCGAGAAAGGCGUUCGAGAAGCACAUGUUCUGGCGGACAAGCUGCGUGGACAGCACAUCGACAGCGUCUACCAUUCUCCACUGCGUCGUAUUGUCCAGACCAUCGAACCCCUUCUGUCCGACCGGCCGGGUGUCCAGGUACAUGCGGACGAGGAUCUCAAGGGCCAGGGACUCGGCGAGUUGGAGGGAUGUUCGUAUGACGCGAUAGACAUGGGCAACCCGAGGAGUGCGGAUGGUCAGCCCGGCGUGGAGCUCUUUGACGAUUUUGUGCGACGGCUGAAGAGGUCCUUCGCCCGUAUCGUGGGCGCAGAGGCUCCUCAAGUUCAGCAGCAGGACCGAACUGUCGUGAUUGCAACCCACGGCGUGGGCAUCACCUCGCUCUUCAAGGCUCUCGAGUCUAGUCCGUCAUGUCAAGGUUUCAAUCCCCCACUCGCCACUCGAGGCCCGCAGGCGUUUGAGGUUAGAUGGACCGACAGCGACGAUGUUGCGAGGCUGCUGGUCUCGCAGCCGGCAAAUCUACCCGUCACAGAUGGAUUGCUGGAUUGGUCAGCAAUCUCUGGCCAACCGUUUCUGAUCGAGCGCUGGGGCAAGGAAGAGAAGGCUAUAUGA
Molecule: messenger RNA, 723 nt
Organism: Capronia epimyces CBS 606.96
Lineage: Eukaryota; Fungi; Ascomycota; Eurotiomycetes; Chaetothyriales; Herpotrichiellaceae
Exons: 1
Coding region: 1-723 (240 amino acids)
Biological process (GO): negative regulation of glycolytic process; fructose 1,6-bisphosphate metabolic process; negative regulation of programmed cell death
Cellular component (GO): cytosol
Molecular function (GO): fructose-2,6-bisphosphate 2-phosphatase activity
Source: RefSeq, a predicted model, not a curated record